Messenger RNA from Octopus sinensis (East Asian common octopus), 597 nucleotides. Its product is annotated as gastrula zinc finger protein XlCGF7.1-like. The transcript has a single exon. Gene Ontology annotation, biological process: regulation of transcription by RNA polymerase II. Gene Ontology annotation, molecular function: DNA-binding transcription factor activity, RNA polymerase II-specific; RNA polymerase II cis-regulatory region sequence-specific DNA binding. The annotation marks the transcript as partial. The record is from RefSeq and is a predicted model, not a curated record. NCBI's taxonomy places the organism in Eukaryota, Metazoa, Mollusca, Cephalopoda, Octopoda, Octopodidae.
AACAUCUGUGGUAAAUUAUUCCCCCAACGUAAUAACUUGACUACACACCAACGUAUUCAUACAGGGGAGAAGCCAUUUCACUGUGACAUCUGUGGUAAAUCAUUCCCUCAACGUAAUAACUUGACUACACACCAACGUAUUCAUACAGGGGAGAAGCCAUUUCACUGUGACAUCUGUGGUAAAUCAUUCCCUCAACGUAAUAACUUGACUACACACCAACGUAUUCAUACAGGGGAGAAGCCAUUUCACUGUGACAUCUGUGGUAAAUCAUUCCCUCAACGUAAUAACUUGACUACACACCAACGUAUUCAUACAGGGGAGAAGCCAUUUCACUGUGACAUCUGUGGUAAAUCAUUCCCUCAACGUAAUAACUUGACUACACACCAACGUAUUCAUACAGGGGAGAAGCCAUUUCACUGUGACAUCUGUGGUAAAUCAUUCCCUCAACGUAAUAACUUGACUACACACCAACGUAUUCAUACAGGGGAGAAGCCAUUUCAUUGUGACAUCUGUGGUAAAUCAUUCUUCCAAAAAGGUAGCUUGACUAGACACAAACGUAUUCAUACAGGGGAGAAACCAUUCCAGUGUGACAUCUGU